AUGGCUUCAACGGCAGUAUUCCCCACCAUUUUCGUUCUUUUCCUCACCGUCUCCAUCAUUUUCCUCCCUCAUGCAUUGGCCGCCGGGAAUGACCCUAACAAAAAAGCUGCACCACCGCCUGCGCAAUCUUUGUCGCCUCAAUCUUAUUUAGGGCAGAUUCCAUGGUAUCCCGGAACACCAACCAACAAUGCUGCCCGAGGAUGGCCUCAAAGUCCUCCCCCACCGCGCAGUUCACCGGGAGGCCAAGGUACACCGCCGCCUGCGCAAUCUUCGCUGCCUUCAUUCCCUUUAGAACAGAUUCCGCCGACCGAGCUACCUUGCAUUCCACCGGGAGGUCAAGCUUCGCCAACUCCAGGAGUAGUACAACAGGCACGCAACUCUACUGGUAAUCAAUCACGGGCCGGACAACAACCUGUGGAUUCUAACCGGUGCCCUAAUCCCGGUGCUUCUCAAUUUUAUGCUUCUAAUAUGGGAUCAUGGAAGGAUGGAAGCAAACCCUUUUAGGUGCAGUAAUCAAGGCCUACAUAUCCGUUCUCUAACGAAGAUCCUCAUUCUUCGUUUGAUGCAACUCGGCAUAUGGCUACUAUAUACGGUAACAAUGUUUGGCGCAUGUUAAUUCUCAAGUCGAUCAUGUCCUUGUUAUAUAGAAAUAAAUAUAAAUGUAUCUCAUGUACUGCACCUUCUCCUUGGCUUUGGAAAGCAUGCACGUUGAGUCUGUCGGUUCCUGUACUUGUAAUAAA
Molecule: messenger RNA, 740 nt
Organism: Ananas comosus (pineapple)
Lineage: Eukaryota; Viridiplantae; Streptophyta; Magnoliopsida; Poales; Bromeliaceae
Product: acidic proline-rich protein PRP25-like
Exons: 5
Coding region: 1-504 (167 amino acids)
Source: RefSeq, a predicted model, not a curated record